This is a messenger RNA of Sphaeroforma arctica JP610, 232 nucleotides long. RefSeq lists its product as hypothetical. NCBI's taxonomy places the organism in Eukaryota, Ichthyosporea, Ichthyophonida. The transcript has a single exon. The record is from RefSeq and is a predicted model, not a curated record. The annotation marks the transcript as partial.
GGGUAAACAACGCCGGCCACUGUCCCCGUACUCGCCUCAGCCCCAGCGGUCGUCCCUAGCCAGCAUGCUGGAACAUCGCCUACAACUGGACAACCCACUUCAAUCCCUGCCAUCCGACUUCAACACAGACGCCGAGGGAGACACCAUAGAGACCGACUCAGGCGACAGUGCAGAUGAGGACGAAGAUGACGGCAUAUACAGCGCAUCUGUCUCCAGACAGAACUCCGCGAAC